UCUAUCUCCUAACUUUCUCAUACACGUACAUGAUAUACAAGACAGACAACUGAUUUGCUUCUUGUUGGCCUAUUUGGAAGACAAAAGCUCACUAAGUGAAAGCUUCCCCAUUCAAUAUAGCUCUGACCGUUAACAUUACUAGUUGGGACUGCGAUUUUCUCUCGGUGUUCGGUAUCGGUAUUGAUAGACAUAGAAUAGAUCAUGUGCAAUCCGCUUAUGAUGAGUCGUCCUUAGUACUAAAUCUAUUACGAUUUGGAAAAAAUCCUAAGAAUAUUUUUGCCGAAAAAUGUAUUGUCAAAUUUAAUAUUUUUAACAAGCAGAAAAUAAAAAGAAAAAGUGAAUCAAAAACUAAAAACAAAAUUGUUGUGUUGAAAGGUGGUUACUCUUGAACUUGUACGUCGUCACCGCUGCGCUCUGCAUGCCGGUUUGUGUGUCAGUGUUACAGAACAAUAAGCAGACUGUAUUACUUUCAUACAGUGCCUAACAAGUUAUAAGGUAUAACCAGCCACUAAUAGGUUAAGUGAAAACGGAAAAAUAAGAAAUUAGAACGAGUUCCUAAAAACCUUUUUUUAUCGAAAUAGCACACAAUUUAUUGACAUUAUGUCCGUUGUUUAUACGGUUGAAGGCGAACAACAACUUGUUAUGCCAAACAUUAAUAAAUUUUUUAAAGGAGCUUCAAAAAAUGUAUUGCUUUUGCAAGGCUCCUCAGAAAAUGUUAAGAUAAAAAAUGCAUUUACUCAGCGAAUAAUGGUGGCAGAAUUUGUUUCCCGACAGCAUACUACUGGUUCUCCUAUCAACGGUGAGACACCGAAUCAAAAUCACAAAACAUCUAAUAUACCAGAUACUCUUUGUUCAACAAAUAAUACACCUGCAAUGAAUUCUAGUACCUUUGGCCUUCCACCCUUGUCACCAUCUCUUUCGCUCAAUGGUGGGAAUUCAAACAGUGGCCACAACAAUUUUAUGUUGCAGGAACCACUUAGCCCUCAGUCGAUGGAUAUGGAUGGAAAUUUUUCAACAUCGUCAUAUGAGCUGGGUCUGAAGCGCAAAGAACUAUUUACACAACGUAAGCAACGUGAAUUUAUACCCGACAACAAAAAAGAUGACAGCUAUUGGGAUCGACGAAGACGCAACAAUGAAGCGGCUAAGAGAUCGCGUGAAAAAAGGCGUUAUAAUGAUAUGGUUCUAGAACAGCGUGUUGUAGAAUUAACUAAAGAGAACCAUGUUCUUAAGGCACAAUUAGAUGCGAUUAAAGACAAAUUUAAUAUAACUGGAGAAAAUUUAAUUUGUGUUGAACAAAUAAUGGCAACACUCCCGACCACUGAACAAGCCUUAAGUAUUACAAAGCGUGCUAAGUUGUCGUCGACCAUAUCACCCACACUCUGUACGAGUCCAGUCCAACCGUCAGUGAUACAUCAAACAAUGAAUCUUUUUGGUGAAAUGGCACCAGAACCAACACCGCAUUAUCUGCAAACAAAAUCUACAUCUGCAAAUGACUUUAAUAUUGAGUCCCACGCACUGGCGAACGGACAGCAACAGUUGCAACAAAAUUCGAGUAGAACAUCUCCUUCGGCAAAGCAAAUGCAUCAGUUAAAUUGUAGCCAUCACCAUCAACCACAACCGUCAGACCUGCAUAAUGUAUAUCAACGUUCCUGUCAUUCCUUGUCACCGCACAAUAACCUCCAUUCAUAUCAGCAGCAGCAAAGUACACUUCAACAAAAUCCACAUCCUCACAAGCAACUUCAUCGGAACAGUUCCUUAAUUUCCCCUGUGUCUUCUAUUUCUUCAUCAAGCGGUGAACCAGAGGAUCCAAAAUCGUAUGGAUACAUCAAUAGCACAAAUAGUAGUCCCACUAACAGUGAUAACGAAUGUAGUACUCCGCUCAAUACAACCCACCACUUUCAUGAAAUGCAUUCAACAAACAACGGCCCUCCACUAUAUAAACAGUUUCCAGUCCAACACCACAAAUAUCAACAACAUCGUUCACCAUUGGCUAUAGGCAACAGUGAAAACACAGCAUCAAUAUUAGGUCGCACCGUGCCCACCGAUGGUCUGGAUAAAAUUCGCAGCGUGGUAACUGUCAUUAGUGGUGGAAGCGAAUCACAAAACAGACUUUCAUCGACACUCGAAACACAGCAACCUAAAAGUUUUCAAAUCCAUCCUAAAUCACAACUUCAAAAUCAACUGUCCUCAUCUUCUUCAUCACAAAAUCAAUAUGAAUUAUGUCAAAAAGCAGCAACUUCAUACAAUAAUCAUAGCUUGCCUCUAUCAGAAUACACCACAACUCAUUUGUCCUUUACCAAUUCUCCGACAUCAGCCGCAGCCGCUGCAGCCGUCGCUGCUGUCAUUGGCAGCACCUCAACUGGCAUAUCAAACCAGUCAAGAACUGAGAGCAAUACUACUACAUCUUCCUUACCUGUAGCUACGAAUAUAACUUAUAAUGCUGCUGCCGUUUUUAGAACAAAAAAAGAACAACCUGCUUCUAUUUUAGAAGCGACAGUUGAAACCUACAGUGCAAUAAAAAAUAGCGUAUUGAAUCUCUCACGCAGGGCUUCCUCACCAUUUGAAUUAUCUUGCAGCUUAUCUGGAUCAGGAGCUGCUUCUGGCGAUGAUGAACAAGGUGAUAUUCAACAUCCAGUCGAUCUAAAUAAUAGUCUUCCUCUUAAACUUAGACAUAAAUCACAUCUGGGCGACAAGGAUGCUGCAUCAGCAUUACUCGCCCUUCAGAAUAUUAAACAAGAACCAAAUUGUCGUGCCUCUCCUCCUUGGGAUGGUGAAGGCUCCAGUGACGAGCGUGAUUCAGGUAUUUCAAUUGGUGGUACUGAAUGGGCAACAGAUAUCCAACAUAAUAAUAUCGUGCCAGCAGCAGGAUCUGAAAACCAAGAGGGUAAUAUUCUCAAGUCACAAAUUGCCAGGCUGGAAUCAGAAGUGGCCAACAUUAAAAAUAUGAUGAUUUUAAGCACGAAUGGCCCUUGUGGUACUGCAACUGCGCAGUGACCCUUUUUUGAUUAGAUAAAGAAACAAAUCAUUUUAUAUUUCGAUAUCAAUUUUUUGGAAUAGUAAUUGUUAAAAAGAGGAUACAGAAAAAAACUAUCGCUAUGUUGCGGUUGCUUUUUUUCAGAUUUGAUUCACAGAUAUUAUUAAAAGUAAUGUUUUAUUAUCCCCAUGAUCUUAUUCCAACCAAUUUCUUUCGUGUACUAUACAGAAACACCUAUGUGGAUUUGUUAAAUGAUACAAAAUUUGUUAUGUGAAUGGUUCAAAGAAUGUCCAAUCCAAUGAAGUGAUAUUGCGAAAGUUAUAUUCGUAAAUUAUCGUUGUCUCUUUGAUCCUAUUAUGAACUUGAAAGAACAAGCCCACGUGGACGAACAACAUUUUUUAAAUUAUGGUUAUUAAUUUAAACAAUAUACGCAUACAGUUGGGCCACAAUCACAGAUUUCAAAUAGAAUAGGAAAAAUAUGUUUAACAUUCAAAAAACAUUAAGAACAUUAAACUUAAAAAAAUUAAAAAUAAUAAGGCACUUGUUCUUUUUAAAUAAAACGAACAAAAUUAAGAAUGGUUGCAAUUUGGAAAAGUAAGAGACAGCUAAAAAAAGGUCACCACAAACAAAAAAAAAUUGUACAAGUUAGGAAUAAAAUCAAAACGGUGAAUGUGGGACACUUUUUAGGAUAUCCUGUAAAUAUUAAUAUUAAUAGUAAUACAGUAAGUAAGAAAAAGAACUAUAAAAUUGGAAAGCAAAACUUGGAAGCGGGAAAUCAGUGGCAGAAAAAUUGAUCAUUUACAUAACAUAAUAAUGAAACAACAGAUACUUUAAUUUUAAAAAUAUUUAUAUGAAGCAUCGUCCAGUCUGAAUCCUACAAUCGAAAUUCUCGUAAUGAAAUGAAAUAUUUUUUGUUCAAAAUGCCACUAUCCAAAUAAUAAUUGAAUUUACAAUAUUAUGACUAAAUAAAAAAUUGUGUGUCCCUUAUUUCUUAAAAAACAAAUCUUACAAUACGAAAGGAAUAGAUUUAAAAUUACUAUUUCAUUAUCAUCAAACGAUUUUAUAUAAAAGCCAGGAUUAUGUUUGUAAUUUAUUUUGAAUUGUUUUUUGGACCAUUAUUAAGCUUUCUUGGACAACAGUGCUUCGCUUAUUUCCUCACUUACUGAAGAAUUAUUAUUAAUAAUUAACAUUUCGGUUUACUGUCAAAAUAUAAGAAAAUGGAUUUUUUUCACUAACUUAUCCAAACAAAAGUUAACAAUUUAAACAUAUACAAUAUGCAAAAAAAAGCAAAUAGUAAUGUCCGUACCUGUCAAAAUAAACUAACAUAUGUACCAGAUUAUGUAAGCAAAGCAAAAAAAAUGUAAUUUAUAUACUAUCUAAAACAGAACAUGAGGGAUAAAUGAUGAUAAUUGUUUUUUUUUGUUAUACUAUAAGGUAACUUUAAGAAACUUUAGGGUAAAAAAUAUGUUUUGUCCGCCAAUUAUUUUAACUGCGUUUGUGCAUAAAAUAAAUUAGGCGAAAAAGUAACGACGAAAGGAGAUUAAUAUACUUCACAGGUUUCGUUUUCAAUAUGUUUUCAUUGUAUGAAUAUUCUAUGCCUGUAAAUGUAAAAUACAUCAAAUACAAAAGUGA
Eupeodes corollae is the source of this 4606-nucleotide messenger RNA. RefSeq lists its product as uncharacterized. The coding region runs from base 601 to 2994 and encodes 797 amino acids. The record is from RefSeq and is a predicted model, not a curated record. Lineage: Eukaryota; Metazoa; Arthropoda; Insecta; Diptera; Syrphidae. Gene Ontology annotation, cellular component: nucleus. Gene Ontology annotation, biological process: circadian rhythm; regulation of DNA-templated transcription. Gene Ontology annotation, molecular function: DNA binding; DNA-binding transcription factor activity. The transcript is spliced from 3 exons.